This is a messenger RNA of Gadus chalcogrammus (walleye pollock), 1307 nucleotides long. It is a transcript of the gene prelid3a, whose product is annotated as PRELI domain containing 3A. Bases 2 to 472 code for a protein of 156 amino acids. Gene Ontology annotation, molecular function: phosphatidic acid transfer activity. The record is from RefSeq and is a predicted model, not a curated record. The transcript has 6 exons. NCBI's taxonomy places the organism in Eukaryota, Metazoa, Chordata, Actinopteri, Gadiformes, Gadidae. Gene Ontology annotation, cellular component: mitochondrial intermembrane space. Gene Ontology annotation, biological process: phospholipid transport.
GAUGAGGAUUUGGAGCACGGAGCAUGUUUUCAGCUAUCCAUGGGAGACGGUGAUCAAGGCGGCAAUGAGGAAGUACCCCAACCCCAUGAACCCCAGCGUGGUCGGGGUGGACGUGCUGGACCGAGGCCUGGACACGGCGGGCCGGCUCCACAGCCACCGGCUGCUCAGCACCGAGUGGGGUCUGCCCGGGAUUGUGAGAGCGAUCUUGGGGAACACUCAGACAAGGACCUACAUACAGGAGCACUCAAUAGUGGACGCCGAUGAGAAGAAGAUGGAGCUGUGCUCUACUAAUAUCACUUUGACCAACCUGGUGUCAGUGGACGAGAGGCUGGUCUACCGACCGCACCCGGAUAACCCUGAAGUAACCAUCUUGACCCAAGAGGCCAUCAUCACAGUGAAGGGCGUCAGUCUGAGCAGCUACCUGGAGGGAAUGAUGGCCAGGAGAAUGUCCGCCAACGCAAGGAAGGACUGAGACGUCCCUCUUCGACUUCAUCCAGUGGCCUCUACUCAGACAGACAGUGGGGGACAUCUGCCUGUCACUGUCCUUCUGCAACUCGGUUCAUGUGCAUUUUCUGGGACGGAGGAGUGUGUGUCGGUGUAGAUCUGUCCAUCCACACACUCUUCUCUCUCCUACCUCCUUUGUGACUUCACUCGGGCUACAUAGAGCUAAUCUACAUAGAUCUGCAACGCAACCUCAACUACCCAUAUUCGAUUGUCUCUUGUCAUAAGGAGUUUGGACUGGUCACAGCCUAACUAAGGCAUGGCAGAUUCCCCAUCGAUAAUUUCAUGUUGUUUUUUUAUCAUUCCUGCGUAUUAGACACUCAAUGAGCUAAUAACGCCAGCUUGAAGAUUAUGCAGAAUGCCAUUCACCAUUACUUUUUACCAUUUGUCAAUCGGUUGGUUUCAUGUAUUCGCCAGAGAGAACGCCAUCAACAGUGAAAAGGGAACCUGAGAAAUGUCUUAAUUUUUUUGCUGCAUAUCAGAAUCGCCACGGCCACAAGCCUCAGUGGAUGCAUGCGUGGGAGAGAAUAUGAGGAGGAGGCGCCUCUGCCAUUUUUACAUAUCAUCUCAUUUUGAAUUGAUCACAAUGUUCUGUAACGAUGCAUCACACAAGAGACUUCCCAAAUUGGGACGGUGAACAGAUGCCGGUGCUGAUAAUGUACAGUACAUUUCAGAGAUCUCACACAUAAUGUAUUUAGAUGCAUGAUAAUAAAUAGAGAUAAUUAUUCAAUUGUAACACAUGUUAUGUUACUUCUUGUUUCUCCGCCAUUGAUGCAGCAGUUAGACUCGGGGGGUGAGUUUGUAUA